AUGUCGAAUUCAAAAAUGUUCGCGCAGUUGCUUCCGAGUUUACGGCUCGUUCCAAAACGCAGUGCCAGCCCAAUCGCGCGGCAUGUACGAUGUUACGCCAAGCCGAGCGUCGCUCCUCUGCCUGCCUCUCCGGCCCGACUUGUGCAGAGCCCAAUGCGGCGGUCGCCAUGGUCGACAUCGCUCCAAACACGAACGUUUUCUGCUUCAGCCGCCGUGUCGCACGGCCACGUGGACCCUCCGACGCCCGGUGAGGAGCUCUACGUUACCUUUAUCGACAAGGAAGGCGCCGAACACAAACUCGCCGUGAGCAAGGGCGACAACUUGCUGGACAUAGCCCAAGCGCACGACCUGGAGAUGGAGGGCGCAUGCGGCGGCUCCUGCGCCUGCUCCACAUGCCACGUUAUCGUCCUGGAUCAAGAAUACUACGACAAGAUGCCCGAGCCGGACGACGAUGAGAACGACAUGCUCGACCUGGCGUUUGGCCUGCAGGAGACAAGCCGGUUGGGGUGCCAGAUUGUCAUGACGCCAGAGUUGGACGGCUUGCGGGUGAAGCUGCCGGCCAUGACGAGGAAUUUGCAGUCGAGCGACUUCAAAUGA
Parathielavia appendiculata is the source of this 597-nucleotide messenger RNA. RefSeq names its product ferredoxin. NCBI's taxonomy places the organism in Eukaryota, Fungi, Ascomycota, Sordariomycetes, Sordariales, Chaetomiaceae. Bases 1 to 597 code for a protein of 198 amino acids. Gene Ontology annotation, cellular component: mitochondrion. Gene Ontology annotation, molecular function: 2 iron, 2 sulfur cluster binding. The record is from RefSeq and is a predicted model, not a curated record. Gene Ontology annotation, biological process: P450-containing electron transport chain; positive regulation of oxidoreductase activity. The transcript is spliced from 2 exons.